AUGGCGACGCCGGCACGCAAUGCGGAGGAUUUGCAGGGUGGGAUUGCGUGGGCAGGGCAACAGAACCGCUCAUUUCUUCGCCAGAUGCCCAUGUCCACGUCUGCGUCCUUUUCCGUGUCCACGUCCGCGUUGACCCCCGGCUGGGACAGGUUGGUUAGCAACGGCACAGUUGGUUCGAAAAGCCCUCAUAUCCACUCCCUGGUGCCCCUGGUCAACAUCCGCCAGACCCUAGGCGAUGAGAACAAGACACCAAGACCGGGAGAAAAGGCUUAG
This is a messenger RNA of Diaporthe amygdali, 273 nucleotides long. RefSeq lists its product as uncharacterized. The record is from RefSeq and is a predicted model, not a curated record. The coding region runs from base 1 to 273 and encodes 90 amino acids. The transcript has a single exon. NCBI's taxonomy places the organism in Eukaryota, Fungi, Ascomycota, Sordariomycetes, Diaporthales, Diaporthaceae.